Molecule: messenger RNA, 1206 nt
Organism: Triticum aestivum (bread wheat)
Lineage: Eukaryota; Viridiplantae; Streptophyta; Magnoliopsida; Poales; Poaceae
Exons: 5
Coding region: 91-660 (189 amino acids)
Source: RefSeq, a predicted model, not a curated record
AGAAACUCUACUUGAAUGAUAAAGACGACGGCCGGACAUGCAACUCAACUCCUGACGAAGACACACCAUCAAUGUACAACUUGACGUCCAAUGCAGUCUUGCCGACCAACUUCUCACCUGAAUCAGAGAGUUUGGAGGAGCAUUAUGGCGUACAAGAAGUUGAGUGACUUAAGAACAAGGGGGGGAAACUGGAACAUACAAGUGAAAGUAAUGAUUAUGUGGGAAUCGAUCAAUCCUACAACCGAUGAACUAAUCAGCCUAGAUAUGAUUUUGAUGGAUGAAGAGGGCCAAACAAUUCAUGCUUUUACCUGGAAGAACCUAAUAGACACUUUUAGAUCAAAAAUUAAAGAGCAGUCUAUUUACGCUUUCAACAAUUUGAAGGUUGUGGAAUCUAUGAAGUGUCGUCCAACGAGCAAUGAAAAUAAAAUAUUUUUUGCAUACAACACAAAGGUAAAGGAGGUUAAAGGAUCUGCAGAGGUUUUCCCAGAUUUUUACUUCAGUUUCACAACCAAGGAGACACUACAAGAACGGGCAGAAAAAGAUAUACAAUGCGCAGAUGUUGUUGGAUUGCUCACGCAGAUGAAGCCUGUGGAAAAAGACUUAUUUUUUGAUUCAAGCUCAAUGAUAGUAACAUCAGCUUUGGCACACAAAAUUAGUUAAUAGAACAUUUGUGCCUGAUGAUCGGCUCGAGAAACUCUACUUGAAUGAUAAAGACGAGGAGGUAAAGUUGUUUUCCUUGAAAAACAAAGUAUCACGUUUAUAAUUCUCUAACUAUACAUCUUACACAGGAAUUGAUGGAUGAUGAAGUGGGCACCGUGUUAAAACAUGAAAUGAAGAAGCAGAACAUGCUUGACAAAAAGUCACAGAACAAUAAAGUUUCAGCUACAAAAUUAUCAUGUGAAUUGGUUCCUGUUAAAGUGGAACCAGUCAAUAGUAAUGGAACUUCAAUAAUGAAAGAUGGGCGCCAGGGAAAAAAUACCAUCAUCGUCACAUGAACUACGCAGUGACAAGAAGAGGAGACUGAGAUCUGAUGUAGUAUCAGAUGACUCAGAGGAUGAAUGCACCAAGACAAGUUUGUCAGAACGAAAGGAAAAAAAAUGUCCGUGGAAACAAGAAAUCUUUUGUAGCAAUAGUAAAAAAACACAAGGCUUGAAGAUGAUGAUGAAGUAUGGGAAGCAAAGCCUAGGAGAACGAGAAAGUUAUCUA